Daktulosphaira vitifoliae (grape phylloxera) is the source of this 4402-nucleotide messenger RNA. Its product is annotated as roundabout homolog 2-like. Bases 351 to 3902 code for a protein of 1183 amino acids. Gene Ontology annotation, cellular component: plasma membrane. The transcript has 18 exons. NCBI's taxonomy places the organism in Eukaryota, Metazoa, Arthropoda, Insecta, Hemiptera, Phylloxeridae. The record is from RefSeq and is a predicted model, not a curated record. Gene Ontology annotation, molecular function: protein binding. Gene Ontology annotation, biological process: axon guidance; cell adhesion.
GCCGUCAACUAUCACAGCCGUACGCAGUCAAUACAAGACCGGUCGUCGUGCCGCAUAGACGUCGCACCACGCGCCACAUUCGUUCGUUCGCGAUCUGCGGUCGUUAUCUCCAAACUAUUAUCACCGAUAAAAGUAAUUUUCGAGUAACGAUUUUUUUAUUAUAACAAUUCCAUUGACAAGUUCAAAAAAAAAACAGUGUAUUCGAUUUACGUGUUAACAUGUUAAAACAUCAUUACCGCAGGUGUCUGGCAUGCCGGCAAAUCGCCAGUCAGAAGAUCCGCAGUGAUAUUUAAUUGAUCGAACUACUGCAAAAACUAUAGAGGAUUACAUUUUAAACGAAAAUUAAACAAAUGGGAAUCGUGAUGUUCAACUCACUAUUGACUUUUUCAGUCAUCUGGAGUCUGAUGACAUUUACCGACGUAAAUUGUGGUCGCCCACCUCGGAUUAUUGAGCAUCCAGCCGACAUGACUGUAGCAUUACAUGAACCCGCUACGUUAAACUGCAAAUCAGACGGACAGCCGAAACCUGAGACUAAGUGGUACAAGGAUGGUCGACCAGUAGAUACUGCCAGAGACAGUCGUAAAGCUUUGCUGCCGGAUGGAUCUCUUUUGUUCUUAGAAGCAGCACACGGAAAACGAGAUUCGGACUCCGGUACAUACUGGUGUAUUGCUUUCAACUCCUUAGGUGAAGCCGUUAGUAAAAAAGCCAAUCUAGUAGUUACAUAUUUGAGACAAGACUUUCGCGUACAACCUAAAGACGCAAAUCCGGCAUCCGGGGACACAGUCGUUUUGGAAUGCGAAUCUCCCAAAGGUCAUCCCGAACCGUCCGUUACUUGGCAUAAGAACGGAGAGCCUAUGCCAGAAGACGAUAAAAACAGAUGGAUAGUCGAAGGAAAUGGUAAUUUGAUUAUACGAGACGUCAGAUCAGAAGACGACGGAUCUUAUACUUGCGUUGCCAGUAAUGCGGCCGGAAUUCGAAAGUCUAAACCAGUCUUAUUAGCUGCUCAAAUGCGACCGUAUGUGAUUCAAGCACCCAAAGAUACAAUUGCCAUGGCUGGUUCUAGUGUACAACUACAAUGCAAAAUAGGAGGACAGCCUCAGCCUGAAAUCUUGUGGAAGAAAAUUUCUGCCAAUGGAGUAACACAGCACAUACGCCCAAAUCAUUUUAGGAACGAAAAGCUUUCUGGAGACAGGGAUACAUUCGAGCACGUUUACAUAACGCAAGACGGCAGUUUGAGAUUAGACAACGUGAGUCCGGAAGAUGAAGGCAAGUACGUGUGCCAUGCAGAAAACCAUCAGGGAAAAGUAAAUGCCGCAUCCACGCUGACUGUUCAUUCUGUACCAUUCAUUGCACAACGACCAGCAGAUACGCAUGUAUCGGCAGGUAGCAACGCUAUAUUUGAAUGUGGUAUUAGAGGUAAUCCCAAGCCAACAUUGUUUUGGUCUCUACAAGAUAAUGAUUCAGUUAUAUUCCCUAAUGAAAGCUGGAACGAAUUCCACGCAGAAGUCACAAAGGACUCUGUGUCAACCCUUAUUAUUCAUAAUGUAAACAAAGAACAUCAUAAUCAUUUGGUUGUUAUGUGUUCGGCUAUAAAUGAAGCUGGAUCAGACGAAUGGCGAGCUACUUUAACAGUGACCACAGCUUCUCAUGAAGAUACUUUACCUCCUAUUAUAGAAUAUGGUCCAGCUAAUCAAACAUUACCAUACAAUUCAAUCGGAAACUUAGUAUGCAAAUCAAUUGGCAAUCCACAGCCAGUAAUAACGUGGUACAAAGAUGACUCACCUCUAUCUCCAGAAACGCCUAGAAUUAAUAUUACAGAAACUGGUACUUUACAAAUUAUGAAUUUACAGAAGAGUGAUAACGGAAUUUACACAUGUGUUGCUUCUUCUAUGAAUGGUAAAGCUUCUUGGAGUGCUGAAUUAAAAAUGGAAUCGCCAAAAAAUCCGAACGUCGGUUUCUUCAGAUCUCCAGAUCCAUCGACAUUUCCUGGAGCUCCUAGUUCACUAACUGUCAUCAACCACACUGAUACAACAGUAACAUUAUCAUGGAGUCGUAACGGAAAAGUUGGAUCGUCUCCAUUGCUUGGAUAUCAGGUGGAAAUGUUUACAUAUGGUGAAAACGUCGGCUGGGUCACAUUAACUCGCAGGCUAUUAUCAACACAUUUUACUCAACAUUUUUUAAAACCUGGCCAAUCAUAUUUAUUUUUAAUUCGCGCUGAAAAUUCCCACGGUCUUUCUCCUCCUAGUCAUCUUUCAAAUCGCGUUACACUGCCAACUGAAUAUCGCCAUAAUGAAUACUACACACAUGAUAUGUCUAUUGCGAAAUCAACGUUAUAUGGUGGUCACAUAGUAGAUCUCAUAGAUAUCAAAACCGUAAAUUCGACAUCUAUCAAACUUUUUUGGGAGGUACUUAAUGGAGAAUUUUUAGAAGGUUUCUAUUUAUACUAUCGCGGUAAAAAUUCGAUCGGACACGAAUCUACUCUGAUGAAAAUAUUAUCAAAUACAACUGAACUCUCUGGUGCUUAUGUAAUAAAUCAAUUACACCCUUCGGUAACUUACAUAUUUUUUUUGGUACCAUUCUACAAACAUAUCAAAGGACGACCAUCAAACUCCAGAAUUGCUAAAACACUAGAAGACUACCCUUCACUACCACCUCAACGAGUCGUAUCAACAGUAUACAAUUCUAGCUCAGUAUACCUGAAAUGGGAUCCUCCCCCAGAUGACUCACAUAAUGGAAUCAUCACUAAUUACCAAAUAAUCAUUCAAGGAGGUAUUAAUUGGGACGUGUUAAGUAACGUAACAGUCAGUGCUAAUACACCUACACUUUUGUUGACAAAUCUUACAUCUGGGGUAAGAUACAAAGUAAUGAUUUCUGCUGCUACUAAAAUUGGAUUUGGUCCUUACACUGACCCUAUACCAUUACCAACAGAUAUAAUAAAUAAAAUAAGUAAUUUCAACGAUGUUAUUAAUGAUCAUGAAGAAAUUAAAGAGUUCGUAGCCGAGCCUUGGUUUAUUGUGUUAAUGGCAGGUGUUAUUACUCUAAUGAUUUUAUUAUUUGCGGCUAUACUAUAUGUAAGAUAUCGUCAAUUAGAUGCAAAAAAGGCACAUUUAGGAGAUUCAUUAAAUCCAGUCAAUAAGUUAUCAUAUUCAUCCAGUUUCAAAACAACAUUAGAUGCAGCACAUCGUGGACAAGUGUCAGCAUUUUUACAAUCCGAACAUAGCGUAUCAAACAGCCAGAGAUGUCUUUUUAUAGACUCUAAUUCAUACCAUAAGCAUAACUGGACUCAUCAUGAUAUUGAAAACAACGAAAAAGAUUCAAUUCAGAAAUUAUUACCGGAAAUCGCAGACUAUGCAGAAGUUAAUCCAAAUACAAUGAGUACAUUUGUAAAAGAUAGAGAUUUAUCAUCUCCAGCACCCUAUGCCACUACAACAUUAGUAUCAAAUUCAAAUUCUAGAAAUCUCCAAAUCAGGAGGAAUUCUGAUGACGCCGCUUAUGCAUCCGCAAAUAUUUAUCGAGGUCAACACGUUUACUCAGAAAGCGCAUAUAGUUGUUGUUCUAGUAAUAAUGAUUGCCAAAAUUGCUCAGACGAUUGUGGAAACAUGCACGGUGUUCCCGUAUCAGUCAUACUAAGUGGUUGUGGUCGAAAAACGUUUAAUGAAGUCGCCCACCAAAAAAUGAGUGGUUCGCAAAGAUUCAACAACUACCCUCAGUACUCUUCACGACAGCGAGCAAUGGUACGCACGACAUGCUCAUCAAACGGUUACCAUUACGUCGAGCCAUCCACUAUGCCUAAUUUUACAACUAACUACAACAGCGAUUGCAAUAUGCCGCCAGAUUUAGUCACUCAAAACAGUUUGCAACGGUCGCAAAAUGACAUUGCAGAUUCUAAUAUGAUAUUGUAAAAUUUUAAAUAGUGUCUAUAUCUUUUAUUGUUAAAUUUAAUAGACUGAACCUCUACGAAUUAGAAGACUGGACAAUAUAACAGCGUUUCACUACAAUGGAAAACGUUGGUACGAACAAACCGUUUUUUGUUAGGUCAAUUGAUGACCAUUUUAAAGACUUCCAGUCCUUAGAUGUAGUUAAAAAAAGUCUCUAUUAAGGGUUCAUUAUCCGACCUCUACUAGUUGCAACAGUAAUGAGCGUCGAGUAUGAAUAAGAAUGCUUUAGUCGUUUUUGUACAAGAUGAAAAUGUUUAUUGAAACCAAAAUUGUUCUAAAACAUCUUUCCAGCACCUAUUUUAAUACGUAAAAUACUCGAAAAUAUGUGUUCAAGUUAUUGGCCGUUUUUUACUUAUAAAAUCUAUGUAUAUAACCAUAUACUAAAUUGUAAUUUACAAUGUAAAGUGCCAAUGUAAAUUUUUGUAUUCUAUAAAUUUUUAUUAAACUCAUCAUUUAUUGUUUAA